Molecule: messenger RNA, 938 nt
Organism: Danaus plexippus (monarch butterfly)
Lineage: Eukaryota; Metazoa; Arthropoda; Insecta; Lepidoptera; Nymphalidae
Exons: 1
Coding region: 38-517 (159 amino acids)
Source: RefSeq, a predicted model, not a curated record
AGACACUUUAUAAUAUUUAAAGAGCUGACGAGCGAACAUGUUAUAUAGCAGUAUAGUGAUGUUAUGUGUAGUGGCGUGGUCAGCGUCGGGUGUGCGUCACGGACUGUGGCACAACACUCGACCAGACCAGUAUUACAACGACGAUUACAAUUUUGACACCGGCAUCGACAACUUCUGGCAUAAUUUCAACAAACGAAUGGAUAACUUCGAUAAUGAUAUGGACAACAUAGCGACAGGAUUGAGGCAGCAGACCCGUGCAGACGUCGUCGGUGAUCAAUACUGGGUAUCGAUUGAGAUGCCGGGAUUUAAUACAGAGGAUAUAUUAGUGAAGUCAAAGAAGGGACUCCUCGUCGUGGAGGCCGUCCAUCAGGGAGACGGUCAGCCGCUGAACCAGUAUCAGCACAUCAGCGAUCUGCCUGACUUCGUCGAUGAACACGGAAGCUGGUCUUACAAGUAUGGAAUUCUAAGAGUUGUCUAUCCUCUUAAACGGCGAGCUCCGACUGAUGUCACGAUCUGAGAGAACUUCAAGACAUGACACAAGCACCGGCCGCCAGAGUUGUGACAACAUCGAAGUGAUCAGUGAUUGACAGUUUUUAACAUUAUAAUUAAGCAUUUUUAAAUGGAGUGGAGAAUGAAAGAUUACAAAAUACAUAAAGUUUAUUAAUAAAUAUUUAAUUGAAAUGAGCGGAAGUCUUGGAAUAACUCUAGUGAGUAGUAAAAAAAAAUGUAUUCAAUAGUGUCCGUUGAUGGCUUACAUAUUUUGCAUAAAAUGUGCUUAAAAAUGAACAAACAGAAAGGACUCAAAAUUUUUAUAAAAACUUAGAUACGCGGUACAAAAACAAAAUAUUAAUUCACAGAGCAGGAUUUACUCUCGCCACCUCCGACGCGUCGCGAGCCGCUGGGAAAACAUUUGUUUCAAUUUUAAUUCAACUUACAAG